Dermochelys coriacea (leatherback sea turtle) is the source of this 2525-nucleotide messenger RNA. Its product is annotated as olfactory receptor 52E4-like. Gene Ontology annotation, molecular function: olfactory receptor activity; G protein-coupled receptor activity. Gene Ontology annotation, cellular component: membrane. The transcript is spliced from 2 exons. The coding region runs from base 1395 to 2525 and encodes 376 amino acids. The record is from RefSeq and is a predicted model, not a curated record. Lineage: Eukaryota; Metazoa; Chordata; Testudines; Dermochelyidae. Gene Ontology annotation, biological process: G protein-coupled receptor signaling pathway.
UCUUUUAUUAUCUGAAUGUUUUCCCCUACUAAAUCAAAUGCCUCAGAGAAAUCAAAGUCUAUUACAACUGCAUGGUUCCCUUGAUCAAGCAAACAUGUUUUCUCGUUACAGGAUGAAAUAGUGUUUAUUUAACAAGACCUCUUUUCCAUAUAUCAUAUUGUUGACUGGCAUUAAUUAUAUUCCUAGACCUUUUUUGAACAAAUACCAGACCAGCUUUUCCAAUGUUUCCUAACCAUGUCAUAUCAUUUUUUUACACUUUCCCUUUAUUUUUUUGAAUAUUUUAUGUUUAACACAGAACUGUCCUGUAUUUGCCUUUUUUUUUGUCUUUGUUGCUGCCUGAUUGCAUACUUCUACUUCUGAAUGAGAUGUGUGAUUGAUCUGUCAAUUCAUGACUCUGGUGUUUAUAACUACAAGGUUCUACUGUAGAUGCUGUUUAACAUCCUCCUUGACUGCUAAUGGACUGUAAAAUAUUCCAUCACCUCAUGUGAUAUGAGUACCUCAUACUCCUUCUUUCCAAAGACAGAAGAAAAAUAUUUCAUGAACACAUCUAUCUUUUCUACAACAUUAACAAGUUUCCUUCCUCCCUCUAGGAACUGGCACAAACCUUUUCUAGGAUUUCUUUUGUUCUUAAUAUACUUAAAUUACCUCCUUUUUGUGAUCCUUAGGCCUGCCAAGCAUGGAUUUACCCUGAUUUCUUUAACAUUCCUUAUCAAUUUUUAUAACUUCCAAUUUGUAUUACUUGAUAGCUAUAUUCAGUUUCCCCAUUUGUUAUAUAUUGCUAUCGCCUCCUUAAUUGCUGCCUUCACUUUGCCACUGAACUGGGCUUUGAGCCAAAAUCAUCCACAUUCUUGACUGUGGAAUUGUGGUUUUUCAGCUGCUAAUAAUGAAUAACUCCCAAUUUUAAUUCCCAUUUUUCUGUCUAAAUUUUUCUCCCCAACCAAUUUUGCUGAUAAUUUGCCUCUGCUUAGGGGAAUUAGCCGACUUGAAUCACUAAGUGUCUAUAGAUAUUACUGGUUAGCAGCUGUUCUCUGUUUCUCCAUUUGAAUGUAAUCAGUUGCAGUCUUUUAUUUUGUUCUCCUCCAUCUUAUGCUCCCUUCUUUCUCUCUUCUCUAAACUAAACAGUCCCAGAUGUGCAGGAAUUAUUGAUGCGUGAAACACCAUAAAAUAUGGAAUUGACAUUAGUAAGGUCAGUUGUUCAUAAUUCAUUUCUCUGAAUAAUGAAAAUGUCAUUUUUCAGUGUGUGAAGAGCGACCAAUCUGCUUCAUCCAUAAGAAUAGCGUCCAGUAGUGCAUGCAGUGUCUCAUAUUAACAUUGUCUCUCCAUCCAGGCAUUUGUACUGAGACCAUCACCCUAGACCCUGGGCACAUAUAUGGAGUCAGGGGAACAUACGGUACAUGCAGGAGAUACCGUUCUGCCUCAGAGUUGGACACCUUCUCCCCUACUCCAUGUCAGAUUCCAACACAACCGAUUUCACCAAUCCCUCCACCUUCAUCCUGCUGGGCAUUCCUGGCCUGGAAGCAGUCCAUGUCUGGAUUUCCAUCCUCUUCUGCACCAUAUACGUCAUAGCUGUCUUGGGGAACUCCACCAUCCUGUUCAUUGUGAAGAGGGAGCCGAACCUCCAUGGGCCCAUGUACUAUUUCCUCUGCAUGCUGGCCGUCACCGACCUGGGCCUGUCCAUGUCCACCCUGCCCAAAAUGCUGAGUAUCUUCUGGUUCAAUUCCAGGGAAAUCGAUUUCAGUGCCUGCCUCACCCAGAUGUACUUCAUUCACUGCUUCUUGGCAGCCAUGGCUUUGGAUCGCUACGUGGCCAUCUGCGAUCCCCUGAGACAUUCCACCAUCCUGACAAACACUGUGGUGGCUAAGAUUGGCCUGGCCGUGCUGCUGCGUGGUGGCAUGCUCAUACUGCCCUAUCCCUUCCUGGCCAGACAGUGGCCAUAUUGCAGAACCAACAUCAUCCCCCACAAGUACUGUGAGCACAUAGCCGUGGUGAAACUGGCCUGCACUGACAUCCAUGUCAGUAGUUACUAUGGCCUCUUUGUGGCAUUCUUGUUGACCGGUCUGGAUGUGUUUUUUAUUGCUGUGUUCUACACCCAGAUCCUCAGGGCCAUCUUCAGCCUCCCCAGAAAGGACGCCCAACUCAAGACUUUUGGGACCUGUGGCUCCCACCUCUGUGUUUUCUUAGCCUUUUACAUCCCAGCUCUCUUCUCCUUCUUCACACACCGGUUUGGCCCCAAUGUGCCCCUGUAUUUCCACAUUCUCAUGGCCAAUGUGUACCUUCUGGUGCCCCCCACGCUAAACCCCAUCAUCUACGGGGUGAGGACCAAACAGAUCCGGGGCCCCCUUCUCCACCUCUUCUCCCACAGCUCCACCCCCGUUGCUUGCUCUUUGGCUCCCCUCCCCCUGUCAUUCGAUGGACCAUCUCCAUGUUCCUCCCCUGAACCUGUGCUCCCUGUGCUCCAGGGAUGGGAUGGGAGCUGCUGCCGCCUGAUAAGCAGCCUUUCUGCUGGUAGGAGGCAAUCUGGUUGA